CGUUGCUUUUGGGGAAUCACCGAAAUUUAGCAGGACGCUCGUAUUCGUUGGCGCUGAGAAAACCGGGGAAUUACCGAUUAGCUUUUGCAGGUGUUCUGUUGUUAUUUUGUGAUUUACUUGCCUUGUGCCGGAAAUAUUUGUGUUUAGUGCUUAUUUAAGUGUGUUUAAAUAAACUAAUUAUUGUUAAUUAUAUUUUCUGUGUUUUAUGAUAAUAAAUUAUUUGUUACCUACUGUAUAGUGACAUUAGUGACAAAAACUGAAUGUUUAUAAUGUCUUCGAAUUCGAGUUCUUGUUCUUCGCGGGAAUCACGGGGAAGGAAAAGUUGCAAAGUAAGUUCCCUGUUUAAAAUGCUAAAAACACAGAAAAAAAAAACUCCUCAAGUAGAGUGUACUUUUUGUACACUUCAACUAUCAAAAAAUGGGACACGUUUGUUGGAACAUAUUAAAAAAUGCCUAAAAUGUCCAGAGGAAGUUAAAAUAAAGUAUGGAGUGACGGAGAGAAAACAACGAAACAUUGGACUAUUACAAACAAUACAUGAAAAAAGGGAGGAAAAAGUUAAAGAAAAACCGAAAUCACAAUCUAAAGAGGUGUCCGCAUUCAUGGAUAAAAUGACACCUGAACAAAAAGUAAAAGCCGAUGAACUGCUUAGCCGGGCUAUCUAUUCAAGUCAAGCACCACUGGCUUUAGUAGAAAAUAUACAGUGGCAGAAGUUGUUUAAAUUUCUCAGACCUGCUUAUCAGAUACCAACCCGACACCUUGUAUCAGGCCCACUAUUAGACAGUGAGCACCUACGUGUAAAGGCUAUAGUUUCGGAAAACAUUGGUAAGAUUUAAGUUUUACCAUAUUUAUUAAAAUUUAUUGUUUCGGCCCUUACUCUGUGAAAUUCUGCGUAACAACAAUAAAUUAA
Messenger RNA from Diabrotica virgifera virgifera (western corn rootworm), 907 nucleotides. RefSeq lists its product as uncharacterized. Bases 261 to 833 code for a protein of 190 amino acids. The record is from RefSeq and is a predicted model, not a curated record. Lineage: Eukaryota; Metazoa; Arthropoda; Insecta; Coleoptera; Chrysomelidae. The transcript is spliced from 2 exons.